Messenger RNA from Trypanosoma grayi, 459 nucleotides. RefSeq lists its product as hypothetical. Lineage: Eukaryota; Euglenozoa; Kinetoplastea; Trypanosomatida; Trypanosomatidae. The coding region runs from base 1 to 459 and encodes 152 amino acids. The transcript has a single exon. The record is from RefSeq and is a predicted model, not a curated record.
AUGGGUGCACAGCAGAAACAGGAAGAUAAUAGGAUGCCGAAUGUUCUCCAACACCGUGGAGAGAGAAAGAGAGAGGAGGCCUCACGUGCGACGCGAGAGCGUCGGCACGCACUGAAACAGCAGCGCCCUCAACGAGAGACCCGAGUUGUGAAGAGCAAUCCGCUCCUAUUCACAGUGCCGCAUUCAAAAGUCGGGUUGACUCAUCACUUCAACACCUCAGCAGAAGCACGAAAACCGCCUUCUGUCAGACCCAAGGAAGACCCCAACAGCAAUAUCAACACGGCCCAUGUAACUUCAACCAAGUCACGCCUACACACACACACAGAGAGAGAGAGAAAGGUUUACCACACCAACAUUAAGCCAGAUUUUCCAGCGCCUGCCUGGAUACGACUAUGCUUCACUUCUGCGUGGAUUGAACACCCUCGGUCACACACGGCCCCUUCUGAGACAUGCUUAUGA